UCUCACAAGAGAGAGUCUCACUCUCAGAGAGAGAGAGAGAGAGAGAGAGAGAAAUGUGGUGGUUUAGCAGGAAGGGUCCUUCAGGGUUCUCCUACUCUUCCACUGCGGAAGAGGUCACAGAGGGCAUCGAUGGCAGCGGCCUCACUGCCAUCGUCACUGGAGCGUCGAGUGGUAUUGGUGUUGAAACUUCACGGGUACUUGCAUUGCGUGGUGUCCAUGUGAUUAUGGGUGUCAGGAAUAUGUCUGCUGGUAAUGCUGUUAAAGAAGCUAUAUUGAGCAAAAUCCCUACCGCCAAAGUGGAUGUCAUGGAGUUGGACCUCAGCUCAAAUGCAUCGGUCAGAAAGUUUGCAGCAGAUUUCAAUUCAGCAGGCCUGCCAUUGAAUAUUCUCAUAAACAAUGCGGGAAUCGGUUUUGUUCCAUUCGAGCUUUCUCAAGAUGGCAUAGAGCUGAUUUUUGCCACAAACCAUAUUGGUCCUUUUCUUUUAACAGAGCUUUUGUUGGACAAAAUGAAAGCCACAGCCCACAAAAGUAACAUAGAAGGAAGAAUUAUAAAUGUUGCUUCUGAUUCAUACAAGUACACAUAUCGAGGAGGAAUUCGUUUUGACAAAAUUAAUGAUAAAUCAGGGUACAAUUCUUUCUAUAGUUAUGGUCAAUCAAAGCUUGCAAACAUAUUGCAUGCAAACCAGCUCUCUAGCAUUUUGAAGGAGCAAGGUGCAAAUGUGACUGUCAACUCACUUCACCCAGGACCAAUUGUAACUAAUAUUCAUCGGCAUUCUCCUAUAUUGAAUGGUAUUGUCACUACACUUGGCAAGUAUGUGUUGAAAAAUGUUCAGCAGGGAGCUGCGACGACAUGUUAUGCCGCACUGCAUCCUCAAGUUCAGGGAGUCACUGGGAAAUAUUUUGUGGACUCAAAUGUUGCUGAACUAAAAUCUCAUGCCGCAGAUCCAGAAAUGGGGAAGAAGCUUUGGGAACUCUCCUUGAAUAUGAUUUGAUUGACUUGAUUGACUUGAUUGUGGAGGUUCCUGCAUAAUUGCAAGCAUUACCAACUUUAUAAAGAAUUUUAUGGUCAGUCUGUGCAGUGGUUUGUGUUGUGAGGUUUACAUGAAAGAAUGAAUACUGUGUCUUGUAUUUCUUCUUACUGGCAAUGCAGCUGAUAUUUGACUGUUUGAUGGUAUAUUUU
This is a messenger RNA of Dioscorea cayenensis subsp. rotundata (Guinea yam), 1180 nucleotides long. Its product is annotated as short-chain dehydrogenase TIC 32, chloroplastic-like. The transcript is spliced from 8 exons. Lineage: Eukaryota; Viridiplantae; Streptophyta; Magnoliopsida; Dioscoreales; Dioscoreaceae. The coding region runs from base 54 to 992 and encodes 312 amino acids. The record is from RefSeq and is a predicted model, not a curated record.